Messenger RNA from Lathyrus sativus (Indian pea), 1254 nucleotides. NCBI's taxonomy places the organism in Eukaryota, Viridiplantae, Streptophyta, Magnoliopsida, Fabales, Fabaceae. The record is from the annotation of a GenBank genome assembly.
AUGUUUGGGAGAGGAGCACCGAAGAAAAGCGAUAACACAAAGUACUAUGAAGUUCUUGGCGUUUCGAAGAGCGCUUCUCCUGAUGAUUUGAAAAAAGCUUACAAAAAAGCUGCUAUCAAGAAUCAUCCUGAUAAGGGUGGUGAUCCUGAGAAGUUUAAAGAGCUUGCACAAGCUUAUGAGGUUUUAAGUGAUCCUGAGAAACGUGAAAUAUAUGAUCAAUAUGGUGAAGAUGCGCUGAAGGAAGGAAUGGGUGGCGGUGGCGGUGGCCAUGACCCGUUUGAUAUCUUUUCGUCUUUCUUUGGUGGUGGUGGAUUUCCAGGUGGUGGUAGUAGAGGCAGAAGACAGAGACAUGGUGAAGAUGUUGUUCACCCCUUGAAGGUCUCUUUGGAGGAUCUUUACCUUGGGACAUCUAAGAAGCUUUCUCUUUCAAGAAAUGUCUUGUGUUCCAAGUGCAAUGGGAAAGGGUCUAAGUCUGGGGCUUCCAUGACAUGUUCUGGUUGUGAUGGAACUGGUAUGAAGAUUUCUAUGAGGCAUCUGGGUGCCAAUAUGAUUCAGCAAAUGCAACAUCCUUGCAACCAAUGUAAGGGCACUGGAGAGACAAUUACUGACAAAGAUCGAUGCCCACAGUGCAAGGGAGAGAAGGUUGUUCAACAGAAGAAAGUACUUGAAGUUCAUGUUGAAAAGGGAAUGCUUAACGGGCAGAAGAUUACAUUCCCUGGUGAAGCUGAUGAAGCGCCGGAUACAGUUACUGGAGAUAUUGUAUUUGUACUUCAACAGAAGGAGCAUCCCAAGUUCACCAGAAAGGGUGAAGAUCUUGUUGUAGAGCACACCUUGUCCCUCACUGAAGCCUUAUGUGGUUUCCAGUUUGUCCUGACUCAUUUGGAUGCUCGGCAACUCUUGAUUAAAUCAAAUCCUGGAGAAGUUGUCAAACCUGAUUCUUACAAGGCAAUCAAUGAUGAAGGCAUGCCAAUGUACCAGAGGCCAUUCAUGAAGGGCAAACUUUACAUUCACUUCACAGUUGAGUUUCCCGAGUCGCUGACUCUUGAUCAGGUAAAGGCUUUGGAGUCAAUUCUGCCAGCUCGGCCUUUAUCACAGUUGACAGAGAUGGAGAUAGAUGAGUGUGAGGAGACAACGCUUCAUGAUGUCAACAUGGAAGAAGAGUCAAGGAGGAAGAAACAAGCUCCGCAGGAGGCUUAUGACGAGGAUGAUGAUAUGCCUGGUGGUGCUCAGAGAGUGCAAUGCGCUCAGCAGUAA